Molecule: messenger RNA, 1781 nt
Organism: Cicer arietinum (chickpea)
Lineage: Eukaryota; Viridiplantae; Streptophyta; Magnoliopsida; Fabales; Fabaceae
Source: RefSeq, a predicted model, not a curated record
AUGUCUUGUUCACAUGUGAUAACAACAUGUUCUAGUAUCAAAUAUGAUUAUUGGAGCCUUAUAUCCGAUGUGUACAAGGUGGAAACAAUACUUAAAGUCUACAUUGAAGCGUUCCAACCGAUAUCAAACGAAGGAUAUUGGCCACAAUAUGAAGGUGUUAAGGUGUGUCACAGUCCAUUAAUGCGAAUAGUCAAGAAAGGUCGCCCAAAGACCAAGCGCAUUAGAACAGAAAUGGACACUACGGGUAGAGUCCCAAGAAAGUGCGGAUUAUGUCGGGGUUUCAAGAGAACGGCAAACAUGGACGUAGAAUCAGCCACGUGUAUGACUCCGUCGGCGGUGGUCAUCUCUGAUGAUCUAAUACCGGAGGUACUUUCCUUUCUAUCAGUGAAAUCUCUUAUACGAUUGGGGUGCGUGAGUAAGUCUUGGAGAGCCCUCAUCUCCGAUCCCGUGUUCGUGAAAUUGCACCUCAAGAAAUCAGCAACACGAAAACUGCUCUUCACACUAAUGAUGCGGCAUCCAUUAUCAGAAUUGGUCGACACUCAUCAAACUGAUUGUGACGUGUAUUGCGUUUUAUACCCCAAAAGUCGUUUACUCCGUAACCCGUCUUUCAAACUUUCGGUUGAUUCUUACUACCUAUGGAAUGACAAUGACUGCUCUGAUAUAGCAGCAUAUCAAGAUUAUUGGCUCCGUAUAUGGAACCCAGCCACAAGGACACUGUCUCCAAGAAUUGGGUAUUUUCGCGAUUCUGCCAAAGCUCACUUUGACCUUUACUACGAUCGAAAAGAUUUCAAUUUCAAGUUUGGUUAUGACAAUUCAACUGACACUUAUAAGGUGGUGGUGUCUCAUAUUCUUCUCCCAAGCGUUGUAAAAAUUCUCACUUUGGGUGAUAAUGUUUGGAGAUAUAUUGAAAAUUUUCCAGCUGUACCUCUGGAGACAACAAACAAGUCUGGAGGUGAGUAUUUCAGUGGAACUCUUAACUGGUUGGUGAUUGACAAUACAAAUAAUUUUUCCUAUCGUGUUCUUAAGGAUGUUGCUACAAUUGAACAGUUUCGUAUUCUUUCUCUUGAUUUGGGGACUGAGACAUACAACAAGUACAUGCUGCCUCAUGUUUUGGAUGAAAUGCCGCCUGACAUGCCAAGUCUUACUGUUUUGGGGGACUGCCUUUGUUUUUCUUAUUAUCCCAACAAAAUCGAUUUGGUUAUAUGGAAGAUGCAAAUAUUUGGUGUGGAAGAGUCUUGGGUCCAAUUUCUUAGAAUUAAUUACCAGAAUCUUCAAUUCUCCAAUGUGCUGCAUCCUAAUUUUUAUGUAGUGCCUUUAUUUCUUUUUGAGGAUACGUUGAUAUUUAUGAGUCAUCAAUACCAACCAAUUUUCUAUAAUUGGAGAAAUAAUACUGUUGCCUAUAAUAGAACUACCGAUUAUGUACGCUUUGAAGUUGCCAAGGAUUAUGUUGAAAGUUUAGUUUCAAUUUUUUGAAAAGUUAGGAAGACCAGCAGAAUGUAGUGUUGGAAUUCAGAGGUUGGAGGAGCAACAGCUAAGGCAACGUUAGAGAAAAAGGAAUUAGGAGGAGCAUGGUUUGAAUUAGUUAGGAUUUUAGAGUGAAAUUUGUUAUUUAUUUUGGGACAUUAUUCCUAUUUUUUUAAUGUAUUUUGUCAUAAACUUUAUUUUUAAUAUAACUUUUGUUGACUUAGAUGGGAAAGUAACUUAUUGAAUGAAAUGUCUUAUUGUGUUAUAUUGGAGUAUAUGGGAAAGUAACUUAUUGAAUGAAAUGUCUUAUUGUGUUA